This is a messenger RNA of Megalops cyprinoides (Indo-Pacific tarpon), 712 nucleotides long. RefSeq names its product macrophage migration inhibitory factor (gene mif). Gene Ontology annotation, molecular function: cytokine activity; phenylpyruvate tautomerase activity. NCBI's taxonomy places the organism in Eukaryota, Metazoa, Chordata, Actinopteri, Elopiformes, Megalopidae. The coding region runs from base 185 to 532 and encodes 115 amino acids. The transcript is spliced from 3 exons. The record is from RefSeq and is a predicted model, not a curated record.
CAAACUGGUGACGUCUGGUUCAGGCAACCCAAUUUUUCCGGUCCUGGCUCAUGCGUCGCGGUUCAAAUCACGCUUUCACCCCGUGGUGUGCACGUAGACCGAUCUACAUCCUGCAGUCUUACUGACAUCGCCUAGCUGUUCUUUCGCUGCUCAGAAAUUUGGGAGCACCCAAACCGCCGCAACAAUGCCGAUGUUCACAGUGAACACAAACGUGAGCAAGGAUGCGGUUCCUGCGGCUCUUUUGUCCGAGGCCACUGAAGAAUUAGCCAAGGCGAUGGGAAAGCCCGCACAGUACAUCGCGGUGCACAUCAAUGCUGAUCAGAUGAUGAUGUUCGGCGGGAAGGCGGAUCCCUGCGCCCUCUGCUCACUGCAUAGCAUCGGAAAGAUCAGCGGAUCCCAGAACAAGCAGUACUCCAAGCUGCUCUGCGGCCUCCUGAACAAGCACCUGGGGGUCUCGCCGGACAGGAUCUAUAUCAACUUCUAUGACAUGGAAGCGCAGAAUGUCGCCUGGAACAACUCCACCUUUGGCUGAAGGACUCCGUAGCCCUUUCCUCUCUGGCCUGCAGACACAGAAGUCACCCUUCCCUAAAGCUAAGCUGAAAGGAGAAUAGUGAAUGUUAGAGCAGCCAUGUUCAGUUUUGUAGGUUUUAGUUGUUGUAAAUGCACUCUGUCCCUUUGCUUAGGCACAAAAGAGACAAUAAAAUACAGACCC